Molecule: messenger RNA, 915 nt
Organism: Symbiodinium sp. CCMP2456
Lineage: Eukaryota; Dinophyceae; Suessiales; Symbiodiniaceae
Source: the annotation of a GenBank genome assembly
AUGCAGCCGCAGCGCGGUUGUCUGCCAGGAACGAACUGCUGCGUCAAUGUGCCGGCAGAGACGUAUGUGGCCGUGGAGCGGUUUGGGGCCUUCCAGAGAUUGCUUGGACCUGGAUUUGGUUUCGCUGGACUGGACAUCUGCGGAACUUGCAUUACAUUUCGCGCCAUUUCCACCCGUGUUGAAGAGGAGCACUGCUCAAUAUCUACACAGACCCGUGACCAUGAGUUUAUUACAGCUGAGAUUACCAUCCAGUAUUCGGUGAUACCCAAACAGGCCAAAGAUGCGAUCUACAAGUUGGUGCAUGAGAAUUUCGACGGCUUGAUGCGGUCUUUCCUCACCGGACCUGUAUGCACAUUUUUGAACAGGCUGAAACUGGAAGAGGUGUUCGGAAGGAAGGACGAGAUGACCGGUUCGGUUCGUGAUCAGCUUUCGGACUACGUGCGCGGCUAUGGGUUCACCAUCCAUCGCAUGGAGGUGACGGAGCUCAAGGUCUGUCCCGAUGUGAUGCAUGCCAUGAACGAGGCCCAUAAACAGCGACGGGCUCGCGACACGGCUGAGCUGACGAUGGCCAGCCAUGCCGCACAGAAAGCCCAAGAGGCCGCCGAACUGGCCUCGGCAUCGCGUCUCCGGGGCGAGCGCCUGGCAGCCGAAUGCUCUGCUAUCCUGGAGGGCCUACAGGAUACCCACUCCAAGGACGAUCUCUUCAGCAGAUUUGAGUCCGUCCAAAUCGAGAGAGCGAUCCUGGAAACCAGCGCCCAACCUCUCCCAGAUGAUAUGGAGAACAUCCAGGAGCUUCUGAAGGAGCCGGAUGACAGCGAGGAUUCCUCCUUGCUUGCGAGCUCCCGAGUUGCCGGGGUAGUUCUUGGACGGUCGACCCCUGGCACUGGACCACCACAGAACCUUAUGCACGGCUGA